AUGUUUUUAAUUCAAGUUUUGGCAACGAUACUUUAUGGGAGCGAUAAUAUUACUUUAAAUAAUACUCAAAAAAUAAACAAAAUUCAACCUUGGGACGGAAAUAAAUUUUUUGAAAGAAAAAAUAAUUUGGGUCUUCUAAUAACAUUGUUAGCAAUUGUUUUGGGCAUUGGAAUAUGUUCGUUAUGCGCAACAUGUUUAGUCAAACAUUAUAUUACAACAAACGAUAUUAAAAACUUGAAGAAAAAGAGAGUUGCGAGUGUUCGAUAUAUUCACAAACAAAGCAUUACUAUUUAA
Molecule: messenger RNA, 294 nt
Organism: Meloidogyne enterolobii
Lineage: Eukaryota; Metazoa; Nematoda; Chromadorea; Rhabditida; Meloidogynidae
Source: the annotation of a GenBank genome assembly